AUGGGAAAGGACUUGAUUUCUUCCGACCAGAACGCUGUUCAAAUUCAGGACAAUAAUCCAGGAUGCAUGUGGGGCAUGCUUAAAAUUCUUGAUUACCAUCGUUGGCGCGUAAAAAAGGUGUUUCCUCACAAAAGGAGAAGACAUGCCACAUAUAAGAGAAAAACCAUUUUGUAUAACCAACUUGAAGACCAACAAGAUGGAGUUACAGAAGCAGAACCCCUCCUGGUCAGACAACAUAGCGAAAAAUUGCGUGCUGCAGGCAAAAGUUCUCCCAAAAAUAGCCAAAAGGAAACACGCACUGGGAAAAAGUUUAACAACGAAAACUCCAAAGGCAGUGGUACCAUGGACUGCUCAAGGAAAAACCAGACCAGUAGUGACUAUGCACUUCAUCUGGAAAAAUAUGGCAAGACAACAGAAGCCUCCCUUGGCCGUAAGACUAUGGAAACAAACAAGCAUAAUAGAGACAUUUCCCGUAAAUUUGAGAAACAUACUGAUGUUUUUGAGUUACUUAGGGUGGAGAAGGAUUUAUUACUCAAAUUUCUUCGAGACAUAGACUUUAGUGAGAAAAAUCUCCAUCAACCUUCCCACAACAAAGCAAGAUUGACAAAAUGUGGGUCAUUUCCUUUAGCCUCAACUUCACAGAUGAGAAACAUUAGCUCUAGUUCCUUAAAACACAAGCAAAACGAAAUUUAUCCAAAGGGAGAAAAAUUGUUUGCUGGUACCCAAGAAUCAGACAUGUCGGUGUCUAGUUUUGUGAAAGAUAUUUCUUAUGAGAAGCCCGUAACUUUAGUUAGUGAUCUUGGUGUGGAUAGUCCCAUGAAACAAAAGGCAAUCAUUUCUUCAAGGUCUUCUCACGGAUCAAAUCACAAAGGGUGGAACCAAUUGGUUGUCAAUCAAUUCAAAGCUAUAAAACAGAAGAUAAAACUUGCUCUUGUGGAAUUCAGAAAAAGUGGUUACCAAACCUCUGGUCAAGCUAUCCGCCACAGAGCUUCACCUGAAUAUAGCGUCAUCAGUAAUGAGGAAGAGAUAUCACAAACAUCAGAAGAUGGCGCGGUUCAACAAUACAAAAGGAGUAAAAGCUCCAAUGCAGCUAAAGCUUCUGAUUAUAAUUCCAACAAACAUGAAGCUCGGCUCAUGCGAAGAACAUCUUCUCUGAAUGAAUCAAUGGAUAGAUAUACUCAGUUGUUUGAGAAAAGCUUCAGCAAAGAGGCUAAGUGGAAAAGCUCAAAGUCCAAAAGCUUAAAAUUGACAAACGAGGAUAGGAUCCACAAGAGUGCGCAUGUUCCUAAGUUUUCAAGAAGCAAUUUGUCUAUGCCUAAUCUCGAGACUUUAGGCUUCAUUCUACAAGAGGCACUUUUUGAUACAAAUGAUGUAUGGAAUACAGUGGAAACUUAUAAUCGUGUUCAUAGAAAAUCAGUGAGUCUUCCUUUAAAGAUGGACAAAUCACUUGAUCAUUUUAAAGAGGCUGAAAUUGUAGAAAUAGUAGAGGAAAGUGACAAAGAUGUUAAUCCCAAUCUUCUAUCUGAUAAGAUUUUGGAGAAAAUUGAUGAAGAAGUUACCUGUGACCAAAAGGAGGAAAUGCAUGAGCCAGCAGUGGAGGAUGGAAGUUUUAGCCAAGAAAAAGAAGACAUGAGUAAUAUGACUGCUUAUCUUAGCAAGGAGGUGAUGACAACUCUUGAAACUAGCUUUAAGGAUAAUAUAUCCAGCCAUGCAGAAGGUACAGAAGUGAAUACCCUAGUCUCUGCAUUGGACGAAUUGGAAACUGAUUUAUCAGAUAAAGGAAGUGUAUGGCCAGACUCUUCAUCCAACAGAAAUGCUGGUGUGAUAACAGCUGAAGACGCACACUACCCUUCCAAUUUCAAAUAUGUGAAAAAUGUUCUUGAAAUUUCGGGCUUCUUGGGAAAUGAGCACAGUCAGAUGCGAUACACAAUAGACCAGCCUCUAAAGCCCUCAUUGUUCAAAGAUUUGGAUACGAGCUUGCGCCAUGAAAUUGGACCCUCUGAAGAAGAGACAAUCAACCCUUAUGAUCACCAACUCCUUUUUAACUUAGUGAACGAGGUGAUGCUUGAAAUUUAUGGAAGGUCACCAACUUACUUCCCAAGACCAUUCUCCUUCAACCCCCGCCUCCAUCCAAUGCCUAAGGGGCACUACCUUCUGAAUGAAGUGUGGACUAGUGUUAAUUCAUACCUGACCUUAAGACCUGAGCUAGAUCAGACACUAGAUGAUGUUGUGGGUCGUGAUUUGGCAAAAGGAAGAGGGUGGAUGAUCCUUCAGGAGGAAGAGGAGUGUGUAGCACUUGAACUAGAAGAGAUGAUCAUAGAUGAUUUGUUAGAUGAAUUAAUCUUCUCAUGA
This is a messenger RNA of Sphenostylis stenocarpa, 2352 nucleotides long. Lineage: Eukaryota; Viridiplantae; Streptophyta; Magnoliopsida; Fabales; Fabaceae. The record is from the annotation of a GenBank genome assembly.